This is a messenger RNA of Rotaria socialis, 381 nucleotides long. NCBI's taxonomy places the organism in Eukaryota, Metazoa, Rotifera, Eurotatoria, Philodinida, Philodinidae. The record is from the annotation of a GenBank genome assembly.
AUGACUACUGUUGAUUCACGACAACAAUUUAAAUAUGAAUUUAUAGCAGGCAUAUCAUUAAUCAAUCCAAAUAUGGAUACAAAUACAGAACGUCAAACUAUCCAUACUAAAUUAAAAAAUAGACCCAAUUCAAUAUCAUUAUCUGUUUCAAGUGCCGAACUAUCUGAGAAAAAACAAUUAGAACUAAUUGGCUUACAGUUACGACCAAAAACAUCAUCGAAUACUACCGAUAUUCAGUUAAUAAUUACAAAUUCGAAAUCUUCUAUUGCUUCAAAAGUUAAAGUUACCAAAGUUGAUUAUCCAAUGUUACACUUAUCUAGAAGAAUACCUUGGCUGGCAAAGCGAAAAGUACCGGAAAAUAUCAGGUUAAGAUUAGAAUAG